AUGUCGAACAAAUUGGAAUACCAUCGUGGUGAUGAAGAUGGCUAUGAUGAUAGCGGAGAAGAUCAUCCAAAUGAUGAUGAUACUUAUUCAUCGAACCGAAUGCAAGACGAUGAGGAGGAGCAAGGAAUUAUUCGAUUUGCUUUUCAAAAGGAAUCAUCAUCAAAAGGGCAAUUGAAAGAAAUUCAUAUCGUUACUCCCGGAGAACUCAUUGUAGAGAAUGGAAGCAAUGUGUUGUGUGGGCACGGAACGUAUCGUAAUGAAAGAAAUCAACUCAUAAGCAGCGUUUGUGGUGUAGUAGAACAAGUAAACAAAUUAAUUUCAGUAAGACCUGUCCGAGCGAGGUACCAUGCUGAAGUUGGUGAUGUGAUUGUCGGAAGAAUUUCAAAAUUAACAGGUAAAAAGUGGAAAGUUGAUGUACAAGCAAGACAAGACGCAGUGUUAGAUUUAAAUUCUGUAAAUAUUCCUGGAGGACAACGAAGAAAAACAUAUGAAGAUCAAUUAAACAUGAGAAGCAUAUAUCAAGAAGAUGAUUUGAUCACAGCAGAGGUUCAUAGAACAGAUGGUAGUUCUCUUCAAUUACAGACUAGAAGUUCAAGAUAUGGUAAAUUAGCAAAUGGAGUGAUGGUCCGAGUUCAUCCAUCUCUUGUGAAACGGUGCACGCAACAUUUUCAUAAUUUUUCUUUUGGAGUGAAAGUGAUUCUUGGCAAGAACGGGUACAUUUGGAUAACAGCAUCAGGUAAAUCUUCAAGUGACGCAAUGGAUACAUCUGAUUCUAGAAAGUCUUCUUUCACCAAUUUAGAUGAUUUACUAGCAGCUGCUGACACAGAGGAAGAAGCUUCAAGACCCAUCUCAAAGAUGACUUCAAAACCUGGUGAACCAUUUGAAUCAAAUAGUUUCACUGCUGCAGGAACGUAUACAGAUGUAGUGACUGGAAAAGAUAGAGAGGUGGUUUGUCGAACACGAAACGCAAUAAUUUGUCUACAAUAUCCCUUUCAUUACUCAGCCGUACCACCUAUGUUUUGUAAACUGGUGGAUGAACUUGCAAAAUUCAAAAAAUUGAAAAAGGUCCCUCACGGUCCGACUGUGUCGAACUAG
Molecule: messenger RNA, 1095 nt
Organism: Naegleria lovaniensis
Lineage: Eukaryota; Heterolobosea; Eutetramitea; Acrasida; Naegleriidae
Exons: 1
Coding region: 1-1095 (364 amino acids)
Biological process (GO): TRAMP-dependent tRNA surveillance pathway; U4 snRNA 3'-end processing; nuclear polyadenylation-dependent rRNA catabolic process
Cellular component (GO): nuclear exosome (RNase complex); cytoplasmic exosome (RNase complex)
Molecular function (GO): RNA binding
Source: RefSeq, a predicted model, not a curated record